CCUCUCCGAUCUGCCUUCAGAGCCUAGAGUUGCCAGUUUGUCCCCUUCUGGCUCUGUUUGCCCUCACUGCCUUCUCUCUUUCCCCAGGAAACCUUCCCAUGGCUGCAGAGCUGCCCCAAAAGCAAGACUAGAGGCAAAGCCAGCCAGCAGCCCCUUCCUCUCCCAUUCCAGCCUGGCCCAGAUCACCCAGUUCCGAAUGAUGGUGUCUCUGGGACAUUUAGCCAAAGGAGCGAGUCUGGACGAUCUCAUUGAAAGCUGCAUUCAAUCUUUUGAUGCAGAUGGAAACCUGUGUCGAAGUAACCAACUGUUGCGUGUCAUGCUGACCAUGCACCGGAUUAUCAUCUCCUCUGCGGAGCUGCUCCAAAAAGUCAUCACCCUUUAUAAGGAUGCCUUGGCAAAGAAUUCACCAGGGCUUUGCCUGAAGAUCUGCUAUUUUGUAAGGUACUGGAUAACAGAAUUCUGGAUCAUGUUUAAAAUGGAUGCCAGCUUGAUAAACACUAUGGAGGAGUUUCAGGAACUGGUGAAAGCUAAUGGUGAGGAGUUACACUGCCGCCUAAUUGACACAACUCAAAUCAAUUCCCGCGACUGGUCCAGGAAACUUACUCAAAGGAUAAAAUCAAACACCAGCAAGAAACGGAAAGUCUCCCUUCUCUUUGACCAUCUGGAACCAGAAGAGCUAUCCGAGCACCUCACCUACCUUGAGUUCAAGUCCUUCCGAAGGAUAUCUUUCACCGAUUAUCAAAAUUACCUUGUAAAUAGCUGUGUGAAGGAGAAUCCUACCAUGGAGCGGUCCAUUGCCCUAUGCAAUGGCAUCUCCCAGUGGGUACAACUGAUGGUUCUCAGCCGCCCCACCCCGCAGCUCCGAGCAGAAGUAUUUAUCAAGUUCAUCCAGGUGGCUCAGAAGCUCCACCAACUACAGAACUUCAAUACAUUGAUGGCUGUGAUAGGUGGACUCUGUCACAGCUCAAUCUCCAGGCUCAAGGAGACAAGUUCGCACGUCCCCCAUGAAAUCAAUAAGAUUCUGGGUGAGAUGACUGAGCUGCUGUCCUCCUGCAGAAACUAUGACAACUACCGGCGAGCCUAUGGAGAGUGCACCCACUUCAAGAUCCCCAUCCUGGGAGUGCACCUCAAGGACCUCAUCUCCCUGUAUGAAGCCAUGCCUGACUAUCUGGAGGAUGGGAAGGUGAACGUCCACAAGCUGCUGGCCCUUUACAAUCAUAUCAAUGAACUGGUACAGCUGCAAGAGGUGGCCCCACCCUUAGAGGCCAACAAGGACUUGGUGCACCUGCUGACGUUAUCCCUGGAUCUCUACUACACCGAAGAUGAAAUCUAUGAGCUUUCCUAUGCUCGGGAACCAAGGAAUCACAGAGCUCCACCACUAACACCUUCAAAACCACCAGUAGUAGUGGACUGGGCCUCCGGAGUAUCUCCUAAACCUGACCCAAAGACCAUUAGCAAACAUGUCCAGAGGAUGGUGGAUUCUGUCUUCAAGAACUAUGAUCACAACCAGGAUGGAUACAUUUCUCAGGAAGAGUUUGAAAAGAUUGCGGCAAGUUUUCCAUUUUCCUUCUGUGUGAUGGACAAAGACAGGGAAGGCCUCAUCAGCAGGGAUGAGAUCACAGCCUACUUCAUGAGGGCCAGCUCAAUCUACUCCAAGCUGGGACUGGGCUUUCCUCACAACUUCCAAGAGACCACCUACCUAAAACCCACUUUCUGUGACAACUGUGCUGGAUUCCUCUGGGGAGUGAUCAAACAAGGAUAUCGAUGUAAAGACUGCGGGAUGAACUGCCAUAAACAAUGCAAAGAUCUGGUCGUGUUUGAGUGCAAGAAGCGAGCCAAGAACCCAGCAGCUCCCAUAGAGAACAGCUCUUCUGUGGGGCCACCGUCCAACCUUUGCUCACUGGGGGCCAAAGAUCUACUCCAUGCACCUGAGGAAGGACCUUUUACAUUCGCUAAUGGGGAGGCUGUGGAACACAGUGAGGAGAGUAAGGAUCGGACCAUCAUGCUGAUGGGAGUGUCCUCACAGAAGAUUUCCGUUCGGCUGAAGAGAACUGUAGCCCACAAGGCCACCCAGACUGAAUCACUGCCUUGGAUUGGCAGUGAGGGCCCUUCUGGUCCCUUUGUGCUGUCUUCCCCAAGGAAGACAGCUCCAGAUACUCUUUAUGUGCUUCCUAGUCCCACAUCUCCAUGCCCCAGCCCCGUCCUGGUCAGAAAGCGGGCUUUUGUCAAGUGGGAGAAUAAAGAAUCCCUCAUAAAAUCAAAGGAGGAGCUCCGUCACCUCAGACUCCCAACCUACCAAGAGCUGGAACAGGAAAUAAAUACCCUGAAAGCAGAUAAUGAUGCCCUAAAGAUCCAACUGAAAUAUGCACAGAAGAAAAUAGAAUCCCUACGGUUUGAGAAAAGCAAUCAUGUCUUACCUCAAAUGGAGCACGGUGACUGUUCUUAGCCCAGAAACUCAAGAAGCACAUUCUGUAGAUGAGUGUACUGGCGAUUUCAUUUCCUAAGCUGAUUAACACAAAGACCCAUGGAACCUUAGACAGACAGACUGACUUUUAAAGGAGUACUUAAAAGGAAAGGCCAGUUACCUUUUUUUUUUUUUUAAACCCUAAAAGAGGAAAGCUGAAGAAUACAAAACUUUUGCCAUUCAUACCACAAACACAACCCCCCACCCCCACCCCUUCCAAAAGUAUGCUAAAACAUAGUUUCCUGACAAGGCAGCUAUCAAGUAGCCUGCCUGGCUGAUUACUACUUAGAACUAAAAAUCUCUGGAAAAUGAAUUUGCUUCCUUCCCCAGGUUUUCUGUGAACUAAGGGAUUACUUUGUUCCAUCCAAAGCUUGCUUAUAGAAGAAAAAUACCCAUAUUCCAAAAGUAGAUUUACUUCUUCUAUAUCCCAGCAUUCUUUGUGAAUCUAGUUCCUACUUCACUACCUCAGAUCUAAUAAAUUAUUUUCUUUCCCCUCCUUCCUCACUAUGCUCAUACACAAAUGAGCAUUAUCUACCUAGAAGUGAACUCCUAGAGAUGUAGCCACAACUUUUUAGAGGCCUAUUAAACAUAACAUUAUCCGAUUGCAGGUCAAAUCAUAGCUGUAGUCUUAUAGUCAUCAUAAAGUAAGUAACCAAAUUAAAUACCUGGAAACAUAGCUAUUACCAUCUCAUAUAUGACUAGCUGAUUAGCUAAAAUAAACAUAAUGCAAAUGUUUCUCUUCAUGUAAUCUAUAAUGGAUAGAAUUAGGAAUUUAUGGCUUUAAAAAAAAAAGUCUGUGAAGAGUCUGUUUAACUCUUCAUGUUCCAUCUUUAUCUUUUUUCUUGAAGUAAACUAUUUUUAAAGUUCUCUUUUGAACCGAAUUUGUGCUUAAACUGUCUUUACUAUUAAUACUAUUUAGAAAUAAGCUAAUUGGAUCAGUGGCUUAAGUAACAGCUAACAUCAUGUACAUAUGUAUACAAUAUGUAUAUACAAUAUCAGGCAUGCAUGUGGCUUGGAAUUUUGUUUCCUCUUUCAUAAAAUGUGUAAGUGAAUUAAACAACUUUUAGUCAACUACACAAACUCACAAAUAUAAAGUUCAGUUUGUUACAAGAUGAAGUAAUUGCUCACAAUGUAAACUGAAUUGUUUGGCAAAAUCUCAAGUAGCAGUCUUAUGAGUUUUCUAUUAUGAAGGUUAAUGAUAAAUGGGCUCGUUUAGGUGCCUGGGCAAAUAUUCACAAACUCCUUUGUCAGCUUCUUUUCAGUUCUCUAAAAAAAUUCAUAAGAUCAUUUUCUUUCUUGGGGAGUCUUAGCAUGCUUACCAAGUCUGGUACCAGGGUGAUUUGAAAUUCCUAUACAAGUUGACCAAUUGCCAAGAAUAUAAUUUUAACAAUUAAAAGUUGCAAACCUAUAGCCAACAGUCUUCAUAAGAAUAUAAAGAAUAUAUACAGUGUUGUUUACUUGGAGGAUUUAGUUCAAGAAAUUUCUUUGAUGAAAGACCAGUUCCCAUUUGUGUACUUCUUUGUACUCAAUUUCAGAGAGAGAACUAACUUGUAGUGUUUCAUUAAACUUUAAAGAAUCACUUUACAUAAAAAUUUACCCUUUUCUAAAUCUAAACUCAUAAAUUCCCAAAGUGAAGCUGCUUAGAUCCACCAUCUGAUAUACAAAUUUACAGCAGCACUUUGUUACUUGCUUUAUAUGGAACAAAUGUGAGUUUACAGUAAACUUUAAAAGUCAUAUUCUUUACUAUUAUUUUCUUCUGAUAUAGACUAAAGAGUGUCUAGCUCAAUUUCUUUAAACAUAGUCAUGAAACACAAUUUUUCUCAUUCUUCUUACCCUCCAUCAAAAAUAAAAAUCCCAGGUUUUUAGGUAAGUAAUCUGUAAUCUAUAGAAAUUAAAGUCACAGUCCCCUUGGUCAAAUUAACAUGGCUAGAGGGUCUCAAGCAUUGCAGAAUUUAUCACUGAAAUGGAUAAGGAGGCAGUAGUUUCACCACAGAUUUUUACAGUCCAGCAAGGGCCAAAGAAGUAUAGUAUAUAAAUUAAUAUUAUUUGUGUUGAACUAUAUGGAGUUAGUGGAACCUACAGAAAUAAUCUGAAACAAGUUUUUGGUUUUUAAAGCCUAGAAUGCAAAUUUUUGUCUCAUACUGAUUUGAAAUGAGUUUGGGCAGAUAUUUAUCUGCCAAAACAAAGACAAAUCGUAUUUUAUCAACAGCAAUGUUGCUUCUCGUUUUCUUUGCUAUUGACUCACCUUUUUACUGAUCAUUUGUGAAUUUCUGUCUAAAGAUGUAUAAUGUAAAGAGCUACAAGAAAAAAAACAAAUGUACAGAUUGUAAAGUUUUUUUUUGAUACCUAAUGUAAGUUUUUUUUGUGUGUAAUAUUUAUAUGAUAAAAGACAUUAGGAUCCCUACAACA
Messenger RNA from Galeopterus variegatus (Sunda flying lemur), 4873 nucleotides. RefSeq names its product RAS guanyl releasing protein 1 (calcium and DAG-regulated) (gene RASGRP1). Bases 197 to 2446 code for a protein of 749 amino acids. NCBI's taxonomy places the organism in Eukaryota, Metazoa, Chordata, Mammalia, Dermoptera, Cynocephalidae. The transcript has 16 exons. Gene Ontology annotation, molecular function: guanyl-nucleotide exchange factor activity; calcium ion binding. The record is from RefSeq and is a predicted model, not a curated record. Gene Ontology annotation, biological process: positive regulation of GTPase activity; Ras protein signal transduction. Gene Ontology annotation, cellular component: plasma membrane.